UCGGUUUCACACACACACUCACAAUUACGCGCGGUGUAGCUGGUAGUACAUCUGUGUUGCUGCUGACUCCGACUUACUGAUUGCGCUUUGCCAGUUUCCGAAUAUAAACACUGACAGAGUUGCGAUUGAAGGGAGGAUCACAACAAGACUGUACUGUGCAGACAGAGUGAGGUGAAGAGAGUGGUCGGGGAAACUUUUGACAGCCAGCAGGCUACACAACAGAGGAGCAGCGAGAGGGAAGACGGAGUCACAGUCGGACGGCCACUUCAAGGAUGGAGGAGGAUUGCACUGUCAAGACGUCAGUGGCCGAGCUGGCUGGACGGUUCAAGGGUCACCCUCUGCCGAUGCCCAUGCCAAAUGAUGAGAAGAGGCCUAUUAGGAGACGGCCACCGUCUUCCUUAAACUUCCAGAACAAAAAGGAUGGUGAGAGUGAACCAGAGCGACCGGCGAUUGUUUCACCGCUUGCUGCCAAGGGCAAGCUAAAGAACUCCCCACUGUUCGAGAAAAUCCAGGCGAACCUGGCUCUGUCCCCCACGGCCCUGAGUCCAGAGGUGAAGCUACAGGCUCCGUUCCCCGUUGUCCCCCCCGUGGGCUCCUCUCCGUCCCCCUGUAGCCCCCUCAGCCCCACCUCACUACGCCCCACCCCCACCCCCACACACACACAGACCAACGAGGAGGAGGUACCCGUCAGCUUUGAGCAGCCCGCGGAGGGCACACCACUCCCUAGCAUCAACAAGUGUAGAGCACGUCUGUCCUUCAAGCGGCGGCCCCCUACGCGUCAGCACCGUAAGUCUGCGAGCGAGGGCCCAGACUUCUCCCCUACGGACGAGCCCAAUGGUGACGCAGCUGACGUGUUUGACGCGCCCACAGAGGGACGCACCUCCCCACAGCCCUCAGUCGUCAAGGAAACCUCAGAAGAACAUGCGGAGGAGGAAGAGAAGAAGGAGGCAGAGAAAGACAUGAAAGGCAAAGAGGAGGAGAAGAAGUCUGCCUGGGAGGAGAGCAAGGCCCAGGAGACUCAGGGGGCAGGAGGUGCUGAGGAGAACCAGCAGGAGGAGAAGCCUGGAGCUGCUCUGACGAUAGAGAACAGCUCCACUCCUGAAGGAGGCGAUAGCAGUGCAAAGAACUAAAGCCACAAGAAAAACACUGGACACUGAGGAAGUUAUCGCAAUCAAGCCAAAAAGCCAUCCAUCCAUACAUGCAAUCGCUGAAACCACUUUCAUGAUAGUGGAUCGACACUGGUGUGGCAGAAACCAAAACAAGAAGGAGAAGCAAGCCUCCAUUCACCACAAACAUAAAAUGGGACAAGGAAUGGCAUGGGGUGGCCUCAAUCUUGCCGGGGGGUAAUUCCAAGAUCCUGGCUCAGUAGUAAACCAGGUUUAGUUAAACCUUGAGGUCGUGGGAAAUCUUCUAAUAGAAGAGUCUAGAAUACUUUUUUAAUAUGAUGUCUGUGGGCUGUCUAUUAGCAGGUUUACCACCUCCCGUAGCUGAGUCAGGUUGAUCACUUAACCAUGUUCUUGGAAUACUCCAGAAAGACUGUUUGUUUUUGCUGUUGCUGUUGCUGUUGUUGUUGUUGUUGUCAAUGUUCUAUUUUUUCUCGUCACAUUGAUCUCCAACCUUGUGGUUUAUUGUAUGAUCGAUCACGUAGCUGAAGUCUGUUGGGGACUGGAGCCUUCAGAGAAACACAUUCAGGUGUUUCACAGCACAAAACAUGUGGGCUGGGGGGGAAAAUCCCAGAUACUUGUUCAAAAACUGCAAGAAGCACAAAAAACAUAUAAUUGGAAUAAAACAGAUGUAACCAAAACUUGCAUUUUAUAUAUUACUGUCCACAAAAAAACAACAAAAAACAAAACAAAUCUAAUGUUCAAAAAUGCUUUUAUUGUAUUACAUUGUUAUUGGAGUCCGAAGGAAAACACAAUUUGGAGCUUUCUACUUCUACCUAUGUGUAUUGUCUAACGAGUGAAUAUGUUUGAUAAUAAUGAGGACCACCAUUUUUUUUGUUUUCGCUUAAUGGCUUAUGUACAACUUUUCAAAUGCCUUUUUUGGGGGGUGGGCGUGAAGAGAGAAGGGGUAUUUGUCCAGCUAUGUCUUUGUCUGUUACAAAGAGGGUUUUUAUGCAAAUUUAAAAGAUGUCAUUGGCAGACAUUGCAAGAGGGCCUUGGAGUUUGUCUGUGACUUGAAUGAAAAAACAAAAUCCAAAAAAAUGUUACAAGAAAAGACUGCAGAACCCUGCAGGGAAAAGGACAAGGCAGUUUAGUAGGCUAUACGUACAGUUGCUGUGUUGUACCACAACAUACAGAGUAUGAUAUAGCCCAGUAGACACACACACACACACACGCACACACACACACACGCACAUGACCAUCGGACUUCCUAGCUUGAUGAAGCUUCAAUUAAAUUAAUCAAAUGCCUCCCCACCCAUCAUCAUUAGACCGUCUGUGCGCAAUGCCAGUUUUUACCUGAUUGCAACAUUAGACCUUCUAGAGUAUGCAGUAUAAAGUUCACAUAGCCUGCUAUCUCAUAGGUCAAGAGGAAGAAUCCCUUAUUAACCCCUGUUUUCCCUGCAGGGUUUUGCAUGGUACUGUCCAUGGAGGAUAGUCAUUUCUACACUGUUUUCAGCUACUCUUACAGGGGGACAUGUCUUUCUCUCUGUUGUUAGGACAUACAAACAUUCUCAACUGCUACUGUAGAUUAUGAUCUUAUAUUGUAAAUAUCAAAAUCGAAUAAAGAGCUUGAUUUAUAUUUUAAAACCA
Messenger RNA from Engraulis encrasicolus (European anchovy), 2753 nucleotides. RefSeq lists its product as uncharacterized. The transcript is spliced from 7 exons. The record is from RefSeq and is a predicted model, not a curated record. The coding region runs from base 273 to 1130 and encodes 285 amino acids. NCBI's taxonomy places the organism in Eukaryota, Metazoa, Chordata, Actinopteri, Clupeiformes, Engraulidae.